AUGUGGAGCCAGAAAACGUCACGCGACACAGCCGCGAAUGUCUUUUUCGCGGCCCAAAUGACAGCCAACUGGGGCAUCAUGGUACUCGUGGAUGAUGCGAGCACGGAGAUCUAA
Peronospora matthiolae is the source of this 114-nucleotide messenger RNA. NCBI's taxonomy places the organism in Eukaryota, Oomycota, Peronosporomycetes, Peronosporales, Peronosporaceae. The record is from the annotation of a GenBank genome assembly.